UGCAAUUAGUAUCUGACUUUCCCGAAGAGCGUUUGGUUUAUUUUAUAUAGAACGUGCCGGUUGGUAAAGGUUUAGGUUAGAUUAAUCCAACAUUUAAUUAUAAUUUGUGACUAUAAUGGAGAACACACCGCCUAUCAAGAGUAACAAUCCCGCGCCGACGGUAGAACAAAUCAACGCCGACAAAAUCACUCUGCUUGCGAAUAAAUAUUGGGCACCACAUACUAUAGACAAGCAUCUGCCUUUCAAUCCUAAGAUAGUGACACAUGUUUAUUUCAAUGAAGUAUUAGUACCCACGAUGUCCAUUCGAAGGAUUAUGAUGUUGGAAUUUAGUCAGUAUCUGGAGAACUUUCUUUGGCCAAAUUAUGAUGCGAAGACUGCCUCACAAGAACAUACCAUGUCUAUUGUUAUCAUGGUAAACGAGAAAUUCAGAGAGCGGGUACAAGUUUGGGAGGCUUUCGAAAAGAAUCCUACUCACUUUCCUGGUUUCUUUCAAAACGUUCUCGAGGCAUGUCUCCAAGACGACAUAAAGGACUAUAAUUUAAAGCAGCAGACAUCGCUGAUAGUUUUCUUGAAUCAUUGUUUCAACUCUAUGGAAGUAUCCUUGGUUAGAGAAGAGGUCAAGAGAUUGGUAUCUCUUUCCAUGUGGACUUCCUUGCAACAAGGCAGAAGAGAACUUGAAUUCAGAAAGUUCCCAAAGUGGAGAAAGUAUUGGAAAAUAAUUAAAAAGAAAGAUAAUCCAGAAAAUAAGGAGAAACUCGAGUGGGAUCGCAGAUUCUUACACAGAUUAAUGAUCAAAUUUAUGACGAUACUAGAAACUAUUCCUCCAGAAGGACCUGUACUUAUUGACAAAGUACGCUAUUGUGAAAGAUUUUUGGAGCUAGUCAUCGAUCUCGAAGCUUUACUUCCUACAAGACGUUUCUUCAACACUGUAAUGGAUGACAAUCACUUGGUGGUACGUUGCCAGUUAUCUCCCUUGCUGUAUCGUCCAGAAGGAAGUUUAUUUGGACAGCUCCUGGAAAUGCUCAAAUUCUACGCCCGGUUCGAAAUCAGCGAGGAAACUGGCAACCCUUUGAUGGAUCACGACAUGACACAGUUUCAUUACGCUAAAAUUACAUCCCUUCAGAAUGCGGUCUUCGCGAAAUUCCCGGAUCUAAGAAGUUUUGCAUUAACUAACGUAGCCAGCGUUGAUGUGCGGGACGCUCUUUACAAGCACUUCGGUUCACUGAGUCAGGAAAAACUCAGGGGUAUCGCAAGUUAUUUGAAUUUAGUGCCGCCCGUGGAGCGCGAAAAGGAAGAGAAUUGGUAUCGACUGGACAUAGAUUUUCUGCGUGAAUUGCUGAUAUCGCGGCACGAGCGUAGGCCGUCGCAGCUCGAGGAGCUGAAUGAAAUGCCCCUCUACCCGACCGAACACAUUAUCUGGAACGAGAGCAUCGUCCCAACCGAAUAUUUUUCUGGCGAGGGCUGUCUGGCUUUGCCGAAACUGAAUCUGCAAUUCCUCACGUUGCACGAUUACCUGCUACGAAAUUUCAACUUAUUCCGCUUGGAAUCGACGUAUGAGAUACGACAGGACAUCGAGGACGCGGUGAGCAGACUGAGUCCUUGGCAAGCAGAGGAUAGUGGUGUCUAUUUCGGCGGAUGGGCCAGGAUGGCUCAACCUAUCACGCAAUUCGCAGUGGUCGAGGUGGCUAAGCCCAAUGUCGGUGAGAACCGACCGUCGAGAGUCCGCGCCGACGUCACAAUAAAUCUUAAUGUUCGCAAGGAAAUUAAAUCCGAAUGGGAGAAUCUUCGCAAACAUGACGUCUGCUUUCUUAUGACGGUCAAGCCGCCAAAUCCUAUUGGUACCAAGUAUAGUCAUAAGCUACCUUUUAUACCACAAGUGGGUCUAACGACAGUGCGAGGUUGCGAAGUUGAAGGUAUGCUCGAUUCGAACGGAAGAGUGAUAGAGGAUGGGCCUGAGCCGAGACCGAUUCUACCGGGUGAUUCGAGAACUUAUAGAGUAUGGCUAGACUGCAAUCAAUACCGGAUCGACAUGGAUAAUGCCAGUCACGGCGGCGAGGAUGUGUACGAGGGAUUUAAUAUUAUAAUGAGACGUAAACCUAAAGAGAACAACUUUAAAGCCGUCUUGGAGACUAUAAGGGAGCUCAUGAAUACUGAAUGCGUCGUGCCUGACUGGCUGCACGAUAUAAUUCUUGGAUACGGUGAUCCUGGCGCAGCAUGUUAUUCUAGAAUGCGGGAUGAAAUCGCCACGAUGGACUUCAAUGACACAUUCCUCGACAUAGAUCACUUGCGAGCCAGUUUUCCCCAAUACGAGAUUAAAAUCGAUCCCGAAGAUGAGGAAAAUCUCGUGCGACCGUUUCAGCUAACAUUUCAGGAUGUUCUUGCGAAGCGCAACGAUGAACCGAUUAAAAAGAUCAUUAAAGUUAAGCCGCACGUGCCACUCAGUAGAGGACCAUACCGAGCGAAUGAGCCGAAGAAAAAUCAAAUUCCCUUUACGCCGACGCAAGUCGAGGCUAUACGGGCCGGAAUGCAGCCAGGUCUGACGCUGGUCGUCGGUCCGCCCGGUACCGGUAAAACGGACGUCGCCGUGCAAAUUAUCUCAAAUCUCUAUCACAAUUUUCCCAAUCAGAGGACAUUAAUUGUGACGCACUCUAAUCAAGCGCUCAAUCAGUUGUUUGAGAAGAUCAUGGCCCUUGAUAUUGAUGAGAGGCAUCUACUGCGUCUCGGUCACGGAGAGGAAGCCUUGGAGACCGAGAAAGACUUCAGUCGCUAUGGCAGGGUCAAUUAUGUUCUCGCCAAGCGUUUGGAUCUGUUACUGGAAGUUCAGAGAUUGCAGGAAUCCCUGAACGUAAAGGGCGACGUCGCAUAUACCUGUGAAACGGCAGGAUACUUCUUCAUGUAUCAAGUAUCUCCGAGAUGGGAUCGUUUCGAGAGUAAGGUAAAACAAAGACAAAGCACAAGCGAAAAGUCUGAUUUGCCUUCUAUAGUCGAUGAAGAAUUUCCAUUUUACAAGUUCUUCGACAACGCCCCGCAGCCGCUUUUUAAGCGGAAUUCAUUCGAGGAAGACCUCAAGAUCGCGGGCAGCUGCUUCAGAUAUAUCGAGAGGAUAUUCGCGCAGUUAGAAGAGUUCCGUGCCUUCGAAUUACUGCGCUCGGGUCUCGACAGAUCAAAAUACUUGCUCGUGAAGGAAGCCAAAGUAAUCGCGAUGACGUGUACGCAUGCGGCGUUGAAAAGACGCGAACUCGUUGACAUGGGCUUCAAGUACGACAAUAUCCUCAUGGAAGAGUCGGCGCAGAUUCUCGAGAUAGAGACCUUCAUCCCGUUGCUGCUGCAGAAUCCCCAGGAUGGUUACAAUCGCUUGAAGCGUUGGAUAAUGAUAGGUGAUCACCAUCAGUUGCCACCCGUAAUAAAAAAUAUGGCUUUCCAGAAGUACUCGAACAUGGAGCAAUCACUGUUCGCGAGGUUCGUGAGACUAGGCGUUCCCACGGUUGAUCUUGAUGGGCAAGGUCGUGCCAGACCUAGCAUUUGUAAUCUGUACAACUGGCGUUACAAGAAACUGGGCAAUCUGGCACACGUGGAGCACAGUCCCGAGUAUCUGGUAGCCAAUGCCGGUUUCCUGUACGAUUUCCAGCUGGUGAACGUUGAGGACUUCAAUGGCGUCGGCGAGAGCGAACCCAGCGCUUACUUCUACCAGAAUCUUGCGGAGGCUGAAUAUUGCGUUGCAGUGUUCAUGUAUAUGCGUUUGCUUGGGUACCCGGCGGACAAGAUUAGUAUACUGACCACGUACAACGGUCAGAAGCAUCUGAUAAGAGACGUGAUAAACAUACGGUGUGCGAACAACCCUCUGAUAGGUCGACCGAACAAAGUAACGACUGUCGACAAGUAUCAGGGUCAGCAAAACGACUACAUCCUACUGUCCCUGGUGAAGACGCGUGCGGUCGGACACCUAAGAGAUGCGAGACGUCUAGUAGUGGCAAUGUCACGUGCCCGUCUUGGCCUCUACGUUUUCGCUCGCGUGUCUCUCUUCAAGAACUGCUUCGAGCUGACGCCGGCGUUCGAUCAGCUGAUGCAAAGACCGCUGAAAUUACAACUAUUGCCACAAGAACUCUAUCCUACCGAGCGACCAAACGACGCCGUGCCCACAAUGGUCCCGAUGGAGAUCGAAGACAUGCCGCACAUGGCCAAAUUUGUCUAUGAUUAUUACAUGGAGAAAGUUAGUGGAAUGAAGGGCUCACAGAAAAUGUGGCAGAAACCGGGAACUAUGCAGACAAUGAGCAGUCCAACGCAUAAAGUUCCCGUUCAUCCUGGCGCCGAUGAUGAUACUGAUGAAGAAGAAGAACUCAAUCAACAGAAUGAAGAAACAAAAGAAUUGAAAGAAGCAACAGUAGAAAAUAAAUACGAACCCAUAAAGAAUUUAGUGGAAGACCCUCCGAGUGAGUCUGAAGACGACCGUUAAAUAGAUCAUGUUGUAAUAUGUCUACCUACGUACAAAGACUACCAGAUACUGAGGAACAUUGCACAGGAAAACGAUCCAUUCUAGGAAACAGAAUUUGCUCCAAUUUCAGAACAUGAUGUACAGCAAGCGAUGUCUGCUAGCUUGAAUAAUCGAGCGGCAAUGAUUAUAAUAAAAUAAAUUUUAUUAUAAAUCAUAUUACAUAUAUAUUAAUAUACAACAAUAGAAUAUCUUCUUGCGCAUAACUUAGUAAAAUAAAAUACAGUUUUUAC
Molecule: messenger RNA, 4722 nt
Organism: Ooceraea biroi (clonal raider ant)
Lineage: Eukaryota; Metazoa; Arthropoda; Insecta; Hymenoptera; Formicidae
Product: RNA helicase aquarius
Biological process (GO): mRNA splicing, via spliceosome
Cellular component (GO): catalytic step 2 spliceosome
Molecular function (GO): mRNA binding; helicase activity
Source: RefSeq, a predicted model, not a curated record